This is a messenger RNA of Schistocerca nitens (vagrant locust), 3745 nucleotides long. RefSeq names its product zinc finger protein 664-like. The coding region runs from base 11 to 1411 and encodes 466 amino acids. Gene Ontology annotation, biological process: regulation of transcription by RNA polymerase II. Gene Ontology annotation, molecular function: DNA-binding transcription factor activity, RNA polymerase II-specific; RNA polymerase II cis-regulatory region sequence-specific DNA binding. The transcript has a single exon. The record is from RefSeq and is a predicted model, not a curated record. NCBI's taxonomy places the organism in Eukaryota, Metazoa, Arthropoda, Insecta, Orthoptera, Acrididae.
CACACUCAUAAUGCAUGUCUUCAACCACAUUGAUGGUGUGCAGGCACCUGCAUGUGUGUGUAAGUCAUGUGGUGAGGUAUUGCCCACUGAUGACCGCUUGAAAAAACAUUUGAGAAUGAGUGAGGGUGACCAAGCAUUAUCUGCUGCCAACAGUGGGAUAUUUGACUGCAGUGAUGGCCAUGAAAACAAUAUCUCCUUGGAGAGUGUACAAGAAGGAAGCAUGGAACAGACCGAGAAGCAGUCUUCAUCCAAGGAAAGUAGGAAAACUUCCAAGAAAUCCUUUAAUGACAUACGUGAUACACAUACUCUGACACAAGCUGCCAAGAAACCCGAAAGAUGUAAUGAUGAUCGAAUUUUAUCUACAGGUGAUAAUGUCAAUGUCCACAGCGUGCUAAGUGCAAAGAGGUGUCACAGAUGUGAUGUUUGUGAUAAAUUGUUUACUUUAAGUGCUCUUAGGAGACAGCAAUUGAUACACACUGGUAAGCGACCCCACAAAUGCGAUGUUUGCGGCAAAUCUUUUACACGCUCGAAUUAUCUUAUGAGGCAUGAGUUAAUACACACUGGAAGGAGACCCUACAAAUGCAGUGUUUGUGGAAAAUCGUUUACUCAAUUGGGCAAACUGAAGAGACACAAAUUAAUACAGACUGGAAAGAUACCCUAUAAAUGUAGUGUUUGUGAAAAACCGUUUACUAAAUCGGGCAAUCUGAAGAAACAUGAAUUAAUACACACUGGAGAGAGACCAUAUAAACGUAAUGUUUGUGAAAAAUCGUUUACUCAAUUGGGCAAUCUGAAGAGACAUGUAUUAAUACACACUGGAGAGCGACCAUAUAAAUGUGGUGUUUGUGAAAAAUCGUUUACUGAAUUGGGCAAUCGGAAGAGACACGAAUUAAUACACACAGGAAAGGGACCCCAUAAAUGUAAUACUUGCGGUAAAUCCUUUAGUGGAGUGUCUAAUCUCAAGACCCACGUCUUCAUACACAGUGGAGAGAGACCCUACAAAUGUAGUGUAUGUGGAAAAUCAUUUACUCAGUCAGGCAAUCUGAAGACACACCAAACCAUACACACAGGAAACAGACCCUACAAAUGUGAUACUUGUGGCAAGUCUUUUAAUGCGAAGUCUUAUCUCAGGACCCACGUCUUGAUCCACACUGGAGAGAGACCCUACAAAUGUAGUGUAUGUGGAAAAUCGUUUAAUCACUCGGGCAAUCUGAAGACACAUGAAACCAUACACACAGGAAAGAGACCCUACAAAUGUGAUACUUGUGGCAAGUUUUUUAAUGCGAAGUCUUAUCUCAGGACCCAUGUCUUGAUCCACACUGGAGAGAGACCCUACAAAUGUAGUGUAUGUGGAAAAUCCUUUACUCAACCAAGCCAUCUGAAGGUACAUCAAUUAGUACACAUUGAACAGUGAAUACAUAAAUGCAAUGUGUGCGACAAAUCUUUUUCACAUCUGGGUCAUCUAGAGAGACAAAGAUUAAUACACUCAGGGACGAGUCCCCGCAAAUGUGAUACUUCUGGAAAGUGUUUUACUUACAUGGGUAAUCUCAAGAAACCCCCAAUAGUACACACUUGCGAACGACCGUAUAAAUGCAGUACUAGUGGAAAAUAGUUUAACCAAUCGAGUAAUUUCUAGACACAAGAAUUACUUCACAAUAAAAUAGGUUACACAGAUAUAUUUGUGGGAAAUCUUCUACUUAGGUUGACCAUCUUGAGAAGCAUGCUAUAAUACACACUUAGUAGAGGCUAUUCAAAGCAUUGUCGAGGUUUAUAGUAUUACACGUGUGUUACGAAAAUUGUUUGCAUCUGCUAGAGAGAGGUCAUAAAAAUUGGCGAAUCCGUUUCUGCUGCUUGAUGUUUCAAGAAGAUGCAUACUAAAUACUACAUAUGAAUCACAUGGUUGCGAUUUUUUUGUGAUAAAUGCUCCAUGCCUUAAUGAACUGGCUACCAGAAAUUUGUCAUUGAGAAUACCUUUUACUCGUUUGGGUAGGAGUUCCAAGUGGUAAUAAGGACUCCAUCUUCACCAUGUGAAUGGAACAGUGGCAAUUUUUUGAAAGAUACUGUGAAUUCAAGAUUCAUGAAGCUGUAUGCACUAGCCAGGUGACAGCGAAAUGUUCUUAUUAUACAUUCUUCACUCAGACUAUUUAUCUGAGCAAUGGUGAAAGAUACAAAAAUCUCCUGAUUAUGCACAUAUUUUACUGAGGUAUGCUUCCUUAAUAGUUGCUAUUUGUGUAGUUAAUAAUCUGCACACAUGCGACUUCUCCAUUAGGAAAUAACUGAUGGUGGCGAGCAUGCAGUGAUAAUCCAAAAUUUUCAAUUGUCUGCCUAGUAGCCUUUUGAUUCACCUUCAGAAUGCAAUACAAAAGCUCUUCUGCAUGUAGUGCAUUGGUCUACAUGUCUACACAUAGCUCACACAGUAGCCAUAAAUUGUAGGCUGUUGAUCUGUUGCUGUGUAGACAGUGUGCAAUAGCAUCCCAUAUUCAUUCCAUCAUGAUCAAAUGGGUUGAACAAGGUGGGCAAGACAAGUGAGAUAUAUCAUGCUGCUCAAACCAUUGUAGUGUGAUUAUGGACCUGUGACUUGGACAGUUAUCCAGCUGCAAGAUGAUGCCACUGUCAGGGAAGUGAUAAAGAGGUUGCAAUAAUGUUUGUAUUGUCCACAGCUGUCAUGAUGCUUUUCCUUGUAUCUCAUAUGAAUAUACCCCAUAGCAUGACAUUGCCUUCAUCUUCCUGCCUCUGUUGUGUGGUACAUGUUUUGAAUAACCAUUCAUCUGGGUAAUGGCAUAUCUGGACACUACAAUUGACCUGGUCGAACAAGAAAUGUCACUUAUCCCCACAUGUGACACAUCUUUAUAGGUAUGCAGUCCAAUCUCAAUUAUCGCAUUUCCACUGCUGCCAUAACUGACAAUUUUGUUAGAUCAACAUGGGAAUACAGAGGGGUUAUGUAACUUGGGGCCUCAUGCUCAACAAUGUCUGCAGAAUUGCUUGAGUCUUGAGCAUGCUCAAGCAUUAUCUCCUUUCUUCAGACUGUCAUCGACACCACUUUCCAGAGCAGCUAGGCUCUGAUCUCCCAUUCUCUAGGUAAAUCACAAGGAUCCUACACCUUUUUGUCAACUUGUGGUUUCACCAUCUUUCAACGAUGUUCCAUAGAGGCUAACAAUAGGAGCACAUGAGCAGCCAACCAGAUUCGGUGUUAGUGAGAUUCAAUUACCCAGGCACCAGGCAAAACCAUCUGCUCUUUGGCAAAGUUAUUUGUCUGUUGUUUGUCACAUACUGUCACUAGAAUGAUCACCCAUUCACAUCUGCUUAUACAGUUUCAUUACUGUGUAAUGAAUGCCACUGGGCAGCAUACAGCUGUCUUAUGGAAGUUGAUAUAAUGAUUUGGAUCAACAGUGUAUAUUCACGCAAAAGGGUCAUUUGGUAAAUUGUGUAGUCAUUCAAAUUUUCAUGCUUUGUUAAAUUUUAUAUCAAUACACUACUGGCAGUUUGAGCUGUAUUUCUUGUGAAAUAUUUUUGUGUAGUACAAAGCACUGUACAUAAAUCUGAGUUCAUGAAGAGUAGUUAUAUGCAUGAAGUCUUUAAUUAUUUGUCUGUUUUUAAUCGUCAUGUAACUGCUGAACUAACAUACGUGGGAAAACUAUAUCAGAUUAUAAUUACAAUUGUAUAAAACACAAGGACAAUUGAAACAGCACAAAGUGUGAUUACUAGAAUAUAAAUUUAAUCCAAAUGCAUAAUUUUUAUUGUAAUAAGU